CGGCAGGGUUGACCCUUGACAGAUUGGCUGAAGAUGUCCGCAAGGCAAUUGGCCAUAUUCACGUGCAGCAGCUUACUGUUCGCAUCGCUCAUUGGCGCGAGCGGCACUAUCAUUCUUCCUACCAGAUACCAAGUCAAUGCAGGCUUUACGAACUAUACCAGCCAUGGCAAUGCAUCGUGCUUUACACUGGACCAAACCAACCCGUUGGUGACUCUAGACUACGGCACCGAGAUUGGAGGCUUCCCUUUUUUCGAUGUAGACUCGUUAUCCGGUGCGGUCCAGAUUGAGGCCAAGUACACCGAGCCCAUGACUGGCCUCGAUGCUCCUUUCGGCGAUGGUCCUUGGACGUUCGCCAAUGGUUUAUCCAACACCUUCCGUGUCGAAACGUUCAAUGUAACCUCGACUGGAAGGAUGGAGUCCUUUUUCAUUCAAGGCGGUCUUCGCUGGCAAAAUCUCUUGCUCCUCACCGAGGGCAGUGUGCGCAUUUGCCAAGCAGGGAUUCGAUCGGGCAAUGAUCGUACUCCUGUCAACGAGCUACCCGGCUUCUUCGAAAGCUCCAAUGAUCUGUACAACGAGAUCUGGGCCUUGGGGCCACGGACAGUUCAGCAAGCAUGCAUUGCCGCCAAUACUGCCCCGUCCACAUGGGAGGUCACGGCUGAUGGAGUCUAUCUGCGUGGGCAGCAACCUGCUCAGUCGGUGAUGGGGGCGUCCUUUGCGAACUACACCAUGACUUUUCAUACCAAAAUUAUCCGCGGAGGGACCGGCUGGAAGGUCGCCACGGGAGUCGGCGGAUUCGGGCCAUAUUUUGUUCUGACUAGUGAAUAUCCUCCUGGCUCGACAUUCGUCAAUACCAAUCGGACGAUUGUGCCGCCCAACACACUGGCUGUGGGCUACGGCUGGAACCUGGUCAACCAGACGUCGCUCACUACCGGCAAGGUCAAUCACUAUCCUUUACCAUUCAAUGUCAAAGAGGGCGACUGGUAUGAGGUUUCAACGACUAUCAAUGCAACUGGAUACGGCGUUGUCGUUAAUGGAACCGAGAUAUUCGUGGCCCUCGAUGACCUGCAGAUAGUAUCCGGCUCUACCGGUGGCUCAGGGAGUCUCACGGGCGGAACCUGGGGGUUUGGACCUUAUCAAGAUCAGAUUGCGUUGGUCAGAGAUGUGGAAGUCCAUGCGCAGAAUGGCACCCUGCUAUAUGAGAACCCGAUGACAUCCAGCUCCGUUCUGGAAGAAUUCGGGGUAAUGGCUAGUAACCACUCCGUCUGUCUGGAUGGGGCCAAGAGAGACCGUCUCGUCUGGUCAGGCGAUUUCGUACAUACAUAUCGGGUGAUUCAGUCCAGCACAGAUCGUUCAGAUUUUAUAGUCGGGUCCCUGGAGUAUUGGCUGGAUCGUCAAGCCUCGAAUUCCUCCGAGUACAGUGGCUAUUUCAGCAUGUCGCCCGCCAUGGGCCAAUCGGCAAAGUAUGUCAACACCUACAAUGCUUUUGGUCUUCUGGACUAUCAGCUAUUCUUCCUUCAGGCAUUUGCUGGGUACUACCGGCACUCUGCGGACCAGGACUUUGUGGUCAAACAUUGGUCCCAGAUCAAGGAAGGGGUCGAAGCCGUUCUGCCGCUGAUUGAUGAGCAAUCCGGACUGGCGGUCGCUACCGACAUAGGUGCGUUUUUCUCGGGCUCCAGCAACGGCACUGCAGUGUCGGCUCUUCUAGCGGACACCCUGAGUCAAAUGGCCGAGAUUGCUUCGGUGGUGGGUGAAAACGAUGUUGCCGAGACCUGGACCCGGUCAGCCAAUUCGAUCAAAGACGCGAUUCGCGACCAACUCUGGAACGCCCAGCUGGGCUUUUACGCAGUCGAUCUGAGCGACUCGACCGAGCAGUCUAUUACCGGCAGCGCCUGGUCCAUCCUUGCCGGCAUCUCCAAUGCCACCCAAGCCGAGUCCUCCAUUGCGGCCCUAUCGGCCCUUCGUCUUGGCGUCGGCUACAAGACCUCCACGUCCGUUGCCAACGCGUCAACCACCGAUCUUGCGCCUUUCCUUUCCGGCUUCCUUCUCGAGGCAAUUCUCCAGGUCAGUCGCAAUAGCUCGCAGGCAAACCAAUCGAGAGCCACUGCCAUCAGCGUUCUUCUUGAUCAGCUCUGGGCGGCGAUGGUGAACCAAGACGAAUACUAUACCGGUGGCACGUGGGAAUAUGUAUACCCCGAUGGCCGCCCCGGCCUGGACCUGUACACAUCGCAUGCGCAUCCCUGGUCCGCGGCCCCGACGUAUGUUCUCACGGAAUAUGUUCUGGGCAUCCAAGCCACCUCGGCCGGGUUUUCCGAGUGGGCUUUCCGCCCGGCGAUGCUCGACGUGAAUGUCUCGUGGGCGCGGGGGAGGGUGCCGACUCCGAAUGGGCCGAUCCGGGCAAGCUGGCAGUUGGGGCAGAACGGCACGGUGCAGCUGAAUGUAUGUGCGCCGAAGAAUACUACUGGUAUCGUGAGCGUGCCAUUUGCGGUUCAAUCGUAUACCGUGAAUGGGAAGGACGGGACGGUCGUGAAGGACAAAUUAGACGUUAGAGUUUCUGGGGGAUCGUGUGCUGAUGUGUAUAUCGUGAGGAAAUGA
This is a messenger RNA of Aspergillus ibericus CBS 121593, 2592 nucleotides long. Its product is annotated as putative alpha-L-rhamnosidase C. Gene Ontology annotation, biological process: carbohydrate metabolic process. The transcript has 2 exons. The coding region runs from base 34 to 2592 and encodes 852 amino acids. The record is from RefSeq and is a predicted model, not a curated record. Lineage: Eukaryota; Fungi; Ascomycota; Eurotiomycetes; Eurotiales; Aspergillaceae.